This is a messenger RNA of Marasmius oreades (fairy-ring Marasmius), 885 nucleotides long. RefSeq lists its product as uncharacterized. Lineage: Eukaryota; Fungi; Basidiomycota; Agaricomycetes; Agaricales; Marasmiaceae. The transcript is spliced from 2 exons. The record is from RefSeq and is a predicted model, not a curated record. The coding region runs from base 1 to 885 and encodes 294 amino acids.
AUGCCUCCGACCACGACGACAAUAACGCUGACCCUGACUGGAUCUGCUCUAUCCAAUAGCCCUAACCAGAACAUUGGCGAUAAAGUACCACUAGGAGCGAUCGUAGGGGGUGUAGCAGGAGGGAUUCUUCUUGCCCUCGUAUGUCUUGUGGGAUGGAGGGUUCGGCGAAGUCGGAUGACACACCGCCGUGGCGAAGAAGUGAGAAAAAAUGCUUCCUUCACGAGACAAAACACUCUGCGCAACUCGAGUACUGUAACUUCCACGCUGUGUUCAGAUUCUCCUCCGGCAUGGACACCGACUGCCACAAAGGUGAAGUUCGCGAUGCCUGACAAAGAAAUGGAGGAGAUCCUGGCUUCGGCUGAUAGCCAAGUGGGGGCAAUAAUGUUCAAGGCAGAACCGGAAUCUAUCGAAAAAGAGGAAAGUGGCACCGGAGGGAAGCCAUCGAUGACCCCUUCUAGACCAAAGGCUUUGAAGGCUUCAAGGUCUUCAAACCGACAUCAGAGAGCAAAGUCUGCUUCUGGACGUCCAUCCGAACUUGGCAAUGUCAAGCUCCCCAUACCACCUCCACCAGCUGUACCAGCUCGCAUUCCCCGACAUAAGGUGUCAACCGUCAGCUCGGGAUCCUAUUACUCACUCGAGAGCGGAGAAGAGUAUCCUUCCAGAGGGCCAGCUCGGAUCCACUCGGUAGUGUCAGCUUUGGGAAACUUGAGCGACACGAGGAGCCCCAUGCCUCUUGCCACUAGAAAUUCAAUUUCAUCCUCAAUGUGGUCGUUCUUGUCCAGAACUAGUCGAGGGGGUCGUGCGCCUUCCAAUCGGUUGUCGCAGGCAACAUCGAACUCAGCCUAUUCUCAACCGGAGGAACCUAUUGUGGGAGUGGCUUACUGA